Neogale vison (American mink) is the source of this 9478-nucleotide messenger RNA. It is a transcript of the gene SGCD, whose product is annotated as sarcoglycan delta. The transcript is spliced from 9 exons. The coding region runs from base 198 to 1067 and encodes 289 amino acids. The record is from RefSeq and is a predicted model, not a curated record. NCBI's taxonomy places the organism in Eukaryota, Metazoa, Chordata, Mammalia, Carnivora, Mustelidae. Gene Ontology annotation, cellular component: sarcolemma; sarcoglycan complex. Gene Ontology annotation, biological process: cardiac muscle tissue development; heart contraction.
AGUCUGCUGGGGUCCCCUCCGGGGGCAGCGUUCAUACCCCGGGACGUAGAAGAAACCUCCGUCCUCAGAAGGCAGUACUGGAACCUGUGUGGAAGUUAAGAAAACUGUCCCCUUGGUGGUGGCCUGAGGAGAUUAUCUCAACCCCAAUGUGGCCCUGAAAUUUGUAUUCAAGAUUCAAGAAGAUUAGGACUACUAAGAUGCCUCAGGAACAGUACACACACCACCGGAGCACCAUGCCCAGCUCCGAGGGGCCACAGGUCUACAAGGUGGGCAUUUAUGGCUGGCGGAAAAGAUGCCUGUAUUUCUUCGUCCUGCUCCUGAUGAUUUUAAUACUGGUGAACUUGGCCAUGACCAUCUGGAUUCUCAAAGUCAUGAACUUCACAAUUGAUGGAAUGGGGAAUUUGAGAAUCACAGACAAAGGUCUAAAACUAGAAGGAGACUCAGAAUUCUUGCAACCUCUCUACGCCAAAGAAAUCCAGUCCCGACCAGGUAAUGCCCUGUACUUCAAAUCAGCCAGAAAUGUUACAGUGAACAUUCUCAAUGACCAGACUAAAGUGCUAACUCAGCUCAUCACAGGUCCAAAAGCCGUAGAAGCUUAUGGCAAAAAGUUUGAAGUAAAGACAGUUUCUGGAAAAUUGCUCUUCUCUGCAGAUAACAACGAAGUGGUGGUAGGAGCUGAAAGAUUAAGAGUUUUAGGAGCCGAGGGCACAGUGUUCCCUAAAUCUAUAGAGACACCUAAUGUCAGGGCAGACCCCUUCAAGGAACUAAGGUUGGAGUCCCCGACCCGGUCUCUGGUGAUGGAGGCCCCCAAAGGAGUGGAAAUUAAUGCAGAAGCCGGCAAUAUGGAAGCCACCUGCAGAACCGAGCUGAGGUUGGAGUCCAAAGACGGAGAGAUUAAGUUAGAUGCUGCGAAAAUCCAACUACCUAGACUGCCUCACGGAUCCUACACACCCACAGGAACGAGGCAGAAGGUCUUCGAGAUCUGCGUCUGCGCCAAUGGGAGAUUAUUCCUGUCCCAGGCAGGAGCUGGUUCCACUUGUCAGAUAAACACAAGUGUCUGCCUUUGAGAGACCAUCCAUAGUGGACGUUGUCGGCAUCAGAAAGGCCGUUUUUGGCUUUAGACCCUGGCUGCCAGCUAUUUUUACUAGAACACAGAAAGCCUAUCAAAGACCUUGUGUGUGUGUGUGUGUGUGUGCGUGCGUGCGUGUGUGCAUGUGAGUGUGUGUGUGUGUAUGCGUGUGGGUGGAUAUAAAUAUAUAUAAAUAUAUAUAAAUAAAUAUAUAUAUAUCCUCUGUAUAAAAUGAGGUUUCAGUACAAAAGGAACCAUGGGUGACCCUGUGAUACACCGUCAUUUCCAUGUCAACCCCACCACCUACAUGAUAAGAUCAAAAACACUGAUGCAGGCCCAACAUUCCUCACACCCUUCCAAAUCACACAGUAUAUCAGACACUUAACCGAAUAUUCACCAACAUGUUUGAGGAGCCAUGUGUCUUCCCCUUUAGUGUCAUUACAGGGCAGUGAUGGCGGGAAUCUCCAAGUGACGCUUGAGCAGUGAGACCCUUGUAUUGAAAUAGACAUUUUGUUUCCAUUUUUAGCUUUAGGAAGGCUGGCCCACAUCCCCCUUUUCAAGCAAGGGAUGGGGCAGUGCCACAGAAGUCAGCUGCAGGAACACAAAAGGGCUGUUCUCCCUGCACGGCCAAAUGUACUGGGGCUUUUGUAGUUGCAUGAAUGUGGAGGAUGAAUUUCAGUGAAGUUUAAACUGCUCACCCAACUCCUGCUAGCCUCCUUCAAAUAUCACGUAUUAUCCCACAGUCAAAAUAGGAGUUGUAAAUCAGCACAAAAUAGGAUAACAGCUGCUCCUCAGUUGGCUGGAAGCGACUCCGUGGCCUGACAAGCAAAGAACACAUGGGUGGUGUGUCUCUGUUUAAAGGACAAAAUGGCUCCAAGUCUGCUUCAUCCUCACUUCUGACUUUAUCCAGCAGACUCCAGCCCCAAGUGAUCGGGUCCAUCAAAACCGUUAAGAGAGGAACCCCUACCUGAUGAGAAGCCAUUGAGGGACAGAAACCUGAUUAAGAACAGCAUAGAAAACCUAAUUAAUUUUUCUAUGUAUCCUGGGAUUGGUAGGUAAUUUGGAGACUCGCCUUUUCUUUCUAAAGGCAUGCACAAACUCUGGCUUCCAUCUUCUUAUAUAUAUAUUUGUUGGGUUAUUCAUACUCCUAAGGUCACCGUUAUGUUUUCUCCAAGAAUAGUGACCCAAGAAUCACAGAUCUGAAAUGUAGGCCCCCAGAAAUGGUCACUGGAAAUUAAUAUAAACUGAGUCACGCGUCUCUCUCAGGCUCACUGUGUUCCCACGGCCCAGCAGCAUCAUGACUCGAUACGUGGAAGCGGCUCCCCGGUUCCCGCCAUCAGCUACCUCUCACCCCUCCACCUUCAUCUUCGCGCUCCAGGGUCACCCUGGCCAGCUCUUGUGCUGGGACAGGGGAUUACACCAUCUCUGUUCAAAGAGGGGGAAAUGUGCCUAUGCCUUAAGUCAAUGCACUCAGCAAGGAGAAGCACAUCCUGUUUAUCUUAUUGUUACAACUGUAGUUUAUUUUGGGUGAUUGGAGGGGAAGGGUUCAGUCAUGAGUGGGCCUCUUAAAAGCUGGUAGACAAACCAAGUGGCUGACAGAAGUGGCCUCUCCGGAGCCCAAAUGGAGUCAUAACUGGCUUAGACAGUCCCGGACGCCAUUUGCCAAGCAGCGGCCCCACGACCCUAAAUGAGGUUGUAUUUGUAGGCCCGAAUGACAUUUGUGUUUUCUUCAAGGUUUUAAUUUUUCUUACUUCACAAGCGGGGGAAGAUUUGUCAUUGGAAAUGAAUAACAGAUUUGAUAUUUUUGAGAGGACACUCCAGCGUCAGGCUGAGGUUUGCAUACAAAGGAUAUAAAAGUAAGCUGUGUGUUGCUUAGUCACUUAGGAGCGAGUGGGGGCCAAAAUGGGGGGGGGGUUCCUAGCCUGACCAGCAGCCCUGCUGGCUUCCAGACCCUAUAUUCCCUCCAGUCACUCCUCCUCCAUAUCCCAUGUAGAAGAAUUGAGUUGUUCAAGGGCAACAACUGCUACUUAGUUUGUAGCAGUAGAGGCUAAAAAGGAAAACCCUAAGAAGGUGUCAAGUUGCUUUGGAUUGGCAUUAUUUCUAUCCUGUAGGAUCCGACUGCUAACAUAUGCCUGUAUUACAUACAGGGUUUUGCCAAAUAGGAGAGCUGCCCCCCACCCCCACUUGUCUACGAGGAACAUCUUCCCCAUGUCAUUCAGACAAACAGUAGUAGCAGUGAGGCCCUCUGUGGCUAAAUACCUUAACACAAAAUGUUUUUGAGCAGACAGACCAUCUUUGUGUUUUGCCAUCCCAAGUACAGAAUCUAUGGAUGACAAGAAAAACAAAAGGUUCCCUAAACCUCUUUCCUCUGAUUUUGUUCUAAUCAUCAUAGGAAAAUCCGAGAUCAGAACCUUGGGGAUUUUAUGCCAAUAAAACAUAGUUAUGUGAUCCUUUGCAGAAUUCAAUCCUAAAGGGCAUCAGAUCACAAAUAGGAAAAAAUAAUAAUAGCAAACCAAGAAUGAAAUCAAGCACCUGUGGGGGACAGACAUGAUAAAAAAAAAAAAUUCUGAUUUUCAUUUGUACUAAGUGACUCCAAAUGCCAGGUAAUAGGCAGGAAACCUGGCAUGGACUAAAUUAUGUAUUUCAGUUCAGACUAUGGAAAUCAGUAAAAUGCAUUCAAAGUACCUCAAUGUACAUUUUGUUCUCCCAACUUCCUCCAACUAGAAUACUUGUCCAUGGUCAUAAGAGAAAGUUUUAAUUCUGGGGAAAAAAAAUCUUCUACAUUAAAAUCCGAUAAACUUUCAUUUUAAAAAGUGAGAUUCUUUCUAAUCUCUCUAUAUAAUAUCUUCUAGACAAUCACACUCCAGCAUAUUAAACAGCAGGUGGCGUGACAAAAGAGUUCAAGUGAAUCAAUAUUCUAGAAGUUCUAGUAUGCUAAUAGUCUUCAGAAGAUUUUUUUUAAUUAAAAAGUGAUCUCCAAAUAUGUUUAGCACUCCGUUCUAUUUGUUAUGUGUUCAACAAGUCUUAAAAGUUCAGUCUUAAACUACUAGCGUAUGAGAAAGUUUUUCAAAAGCUCUUAUGGUGGUGUCUCUGCAGGUGGAAACUUGGUAUGAGGCUUUCUAAUUGUUCCGUUACCCAAGGGAUGGAUCUUAUAAACUUGAAUUGGCUUUAACUUCUUUUAGGUCCGUUUCCUUUGGAUGAUUUUCACUGUAUAUCCAGCAACCAUAGACCAAAGAUUGCUUAAAGUUUAAUUCUAGAGCAGGGGUCAGCAAACUGUGGUCUCUAGACCAAACCUGGCUCAUCACUAGUCUUUGUAAAUAAAGUUUUAUUGUAACACAGACAACAUCCUUUCAUUUCCAUGUUGUCUGUGGCUGAUUUCAUUCUAUAACAACAGGGUCGGGUAACUGUGCCAGAGACCUCAUGGCCUGCAGAGCAGAAAAUAUUAUUUGGACCUUUCCAGAAAAGUUUGCUGACCCCAACAUAGAGGUCAUUUGUGCUAGGUGUUGGACACAGCUGGAAGGAAAGAAAACUCCACAGUAGCAUGGAAUCACCCUACAUUUCUCUGUGUGCUUAGGAAUAUAAAUUCUUGCCUAAAGAAGAAGAUUAGCCUUAUGUUUUGAGUAAAAGUGAUCCCCUUGUCUGAGAAAUGCAGGUUCACAGGAUUUGUGGGAAAAGGGAGGGUGGAGUCAGGGGAAAGACUUCGUGCAAAAGGAAAGCUGUGCUCCUCCAAUAGUUUUUUCCUUAGGACCCUUAAUUAGAGAAUGGUUCCUUGGGUUGGUAUCUUGGAGGGCCAGAAGAAAAGCAGAGGUCCUAUGGUUUAAAUUUAGAAUUUCUAAAGGGACUGUUUCUGCAGUGUCAUAGGUUUUCCACCUCACCAUCACAUAUUCCAGAAAGAUGCUCGUUCUAUGGUCCUCCAGAGAGUAUCUUUGACCAAAUGUGUCUUGUGAACAUCCAUCAAUUAGUUAUUUACACCUCCAGUGCACUCGCCAUUCCUGUGUCCCCGCCUGGCCUGAAGGGUUGGUGGGACCAAUAAAUAAUAUUGGAGGAGAAAUACUGGAAGCAGCAUCUUAAAAAUAUGUAGGAAGAGAAAAUAUAGUAAACAUCUUUCAUGAAAGUGUUUAGUGGGGAAACCAAAUCAAUGCCAGUUUGAUUUUGUUUCCAAGGAUUUGGGUCUUUUUUGUUUGGUGUAGCAGGAGCGGGGGAAAAAAAAAAAAAAAAGACCUAUUUUGAAUUUUUGAAUUCCAACAUCUCUGCCUUUGUGUCAUAAGACAAGUUCCUACCAGAGAUCUGUUCCUUCAGUCGACAAAUCUACUGCUAAAUCCAUUCUCAUAUUACUGAAAAAGCAUCAGUAAUGAGUGAAUCUUUGUAAGCAUGAACGUUCAUGUCAGAAAAGACUUUUUUUUUUUUUUUUUUUUUUUUAAUGAAAACAACCAGGAGCAUUUACCAGACCCCAAUCAACAUCACUUAAAAAGCCCUUCUGCAUUUUAUCUGGAUUCAAACAAAAGAGGAUUAAAUUGGCAGCAGAAGGAGCUAUGUGAGAAUAUCUUGCUUUUGUUGAUUUUAGGCAAAAGGUAGCAUGAUGUUUGGACCAGAUUGGUGAACAGAUCCCUGUAAGCUCUUGAUCCUUAUUUUUUAAGGCUCUGUGAAAGGUGAGAAUCUCAUUGAAGUUGUAAACAAAACAAGAUGGUUCUCUCUCUUUCCCCUGCACCAGAAAAUCUUAGGCCCGAAAAGGAUAAUGAAGCACCUCCUAGAAUGAUAUGUUUGCAUGGUGGCCCACUAGCAGGUUGGGGGUCGGGGGGAGUUAUAAUAAAAGAAACAACCUUAGAAAACAGGCCUUUUAUCUCAAAGAUAAAAAUGUCUCUCUUUCAGUCUUUCAUCACUUUUUCCUCAGGGGAAGUUUCCCCCACUUCCACCUUAUUUCCAUUAAAAUCGUCAAAACUACUGCAUUGGGAUGUCAGAUGCAUCUCUUUCUUUGUGGCAAUCUGAAUUUAAAAUUAUACAGUUGCCUCUGAAUUUCUCAUUCACAAAGCUAAACCCACUGAUAAGAGAUAAAGCAGUUGAAGCCUGCUGCUUCACCCAGCACACCACACCACACACAUUAGCCCUUUCAAAAGCAAUGGGAUUUCUGUGGUUCUUAAAAGCUUUCUUCAUAACAGAGUCCUUGAAACUUCCCAAGUCAGGGCUGGAUGGGCAAAGGGAAAAUCACUAUUUGUGGGAAGUCUUUGUUUUGAGUAUUGUUAGUGCACAAGUGUGGGGGAAAAAAAACCCUCCAGUUUAGGGGGACCCAUGCUCACAUAUGCUAUUUGCUUUGGUUUUACCACACAAACACACCCCUGCCACACACGCACUUCUUGUUACAGAUACUGACAGAGUAGGAAAUUGGCAUCUUCCUUUGAGAAAAGAGAGCAAUUCCAGAAUGUGGGGCCCUUUGAUGCACUCGGUGGUAUGGUGUCCUAACAAUAUUGAUGGUAUCCAAUCCAUCCCUUAACAGUCUCAGUGGUCCAACAACAUUGCUAACUGGUUCUCCAUCAUAGCCCAACAAGUCCUAAUAGCAGUUCCUUGUCCUUGUGUUUGGCCAUUGGAAUAGAACAAAGGAGAACUUGCUGUAGGCAAGAAGUACAUUUAGAGUCCAAAUCCACCGGUCUAUAGACUAGGAAGCCAGAGCACCCCCAAAUUCUCCAUUAGGCGUGUAGACACCCUUAGUAGCGAAUGAGGGGUUUUGGUUUCAUCACAGAGUGCUAGCUGAGGUCAGAUAAAUAUAGCAAGCAUGAAGACGGAAUCAUCUGUUUUACCUAAAAUUUACUCCACGUACUAGGUAGGCUAGUAGUCUCUCUGUUGUCAAUGUCUUCACAGUCUCCUCCUACAUUUGGGUUAUGCUGGUGAAAUCAGAGUUAGCUCAGACUUCAUCUGAUGUGAGAAAUUACUAGCUGAGCACUUAGGUUACACAGGAGCAGUAUAGCAAAGGAGUGUCCUAAGGCAAGAGGGUGGUAUUUGUUGACGAGGAAGAUGUUGGUGUAUUAAUCCCCAUAUUCAUCCAAUUCAGGAGAUUCUAAAUUUAGAGGUUUUAGGUUCUUUUGAGAAUCUGAGCAAAGUUCUCAAUCUUGUCCCCAAGCAUCCCACCCACAAAACUUUACAGAAGAUCAAAGCAGUUUUCUUGGACCUGAAGCCUACUUUAAGAUAUGACAAAAAUUGGAUUCUGUUCUCCAGUAAUAAUUUUUAUUAACUGAUAUUUGUUGAACACUAUUUGCUAGGCAUUGUGCUAAGUGUUUUAUAUGCUUUCACUUAUUUCACCCUCAACACAAUCCUUUGAGUUAAAUUCCAUUGUAGUUCCAAUUUAUGGAUAUGGAAACAGGUUUUAAGAGAUUAGGAAACUUGCCCAAAGCCACUAGCUAGACAAUGGCAGAGUAGAAUGUGGGUCUAACUCUAACCUACUGUGAUAUGAAGUCACCAACAUGUCAAACUAUUUUUCCAGCUAUUGAGAAGUGUCUCCUACCAGCUUUGAAACUAAACCUUUUGGAUGGAUAAGGCUGUAAAACUUUUAUUUCCCUUCUCUCGAUAGUCUCUCAUCCAUGACAGCACCUACUACAAAAAUAGAGAUACCUGCAGUGAAAAUAUAAGUGACCUGUCUGAACAAUAGCAUGUGAAACAACAACAACAACAACAAAAUUGUUCUAUGUGUGAUUCUUGUUAAGUCAGACUUCUUGUCCUUAUAAAAUGAAAGCUGAGUGGGUUAUUAGCUUUACAUUGAAGAGAAAAUUAUAAUCCUCAGUGAUCUGUAAGCAUGGGCUAAGCAAGUCAGCAUUUCCACACACAUACAUCUCCUUCUAUUCCUCACUUCAAAAAACAAACAUCUUAUUUUAGGUGAGGUCUUGGUUAUCAUACUUCAUGACCUUUACUUGUUAGCAAAACUUAGGGGAAGAAUCAAGUAGAAGGGAGCUCCAUCUCUAUUGUGGUCUCUAUUUCCCUUUAAGAAGAUAGGACUAGCCAGAACUCAGUUAGCAUUAUGCAUUCAAUACCCAGACUGGCCACUUUGGCUCUACUAAUGGCUUGAGAACCAUACCCCAUACCUUGUCAAUCAUCACUAAUGGGCCAUAACCCUCUCCAUUUUUGGCAGCAAUUCUUCUUGCCCAAGCUCUCAGGCCAUCACUAUCAGUUGAUCGAAAUAGGAAAUGGGACCCAUUUGCCCAUUCUUGUCUGAGCUGUGGCUCCCUUUGACCUUGAACCUAUAUGUUUUAACUGGUGUCCUAGAUUCAGCAGUGAGGUUGGUGGCAUUCCAACUACUAAAGGAGAAGAUGAGUACAUCUGAAGUUUCUUACAACUUGGUGGCUUUGGAGCACUUUGAUCUUCUGAGCAAAAGGACUAGGGUUUGAUAUGUAAGAGUUAAAAGACCUAAAAUCAUUUUGAAGAAUUAACUCAGCCAGGGACCAUCUGAAGAGAUGAUAAACCAGGGUGCCCAUGUUAAGGUCCUAGUGUCAUACUGUCCCCACCCAGAGCUGAGAGACCACAGCAGCAAAAAAGAGACUUGGAUUCAUCCUGCUUUUCUUGCUGGCUCAACAGUACAUUGGUGAUCCACUGGGUGGUUGGAGACAGUGCUUCCCACUGUUCCCAACAGACAAGAGCCCCAGUGCCAGCCAUGGUCCUCUAAUGCUCCUGUGUUUCAACCACCACAUAAAAUCUGAGUAAAAGCAUGAGCUCCAAAAUGUAAAACCCUAUUUUAGGGUAAGUCAUUCAGGAAUUUUCUUUUACUGGUGUAUGUGUUCCAGUGGCAAAUCAGAAUUGGAUACCCUUAAUGAGUCUCGUGGAAUGAACAUCACCAGAGCCAGAAAUCAGAUUCGCUGGUAAGAAGGGAAGAUGUAAGCAAAGUAAAGGGAAGUGUUGGCACACCUGAAUUUGCGGUGGACACAAAAUUAACCUAAUUUGUAUCCAGUGUUAUGGUGAGUAGGGAGAUGGAAUUUUUAUGUAUUAGCUACAUCCUCACUCAAGUUUCUCCCUUUUGAGGACACAAAGAUGGAGAAACACAUCUGUUAAGGAGGGCAUGUUUUAAAAGGCAAAGGUAGAGGCAUCCAUUAUCACGCUGGCUAGAUAUACUCCUGGAGAAGCCAGAUUCUGGUGCUUUUAACAGAAAAAAUGAGGUCGUAGAAGUCCCAUCUGCUUGGAGAUUUUGAAAAAGGAACCCCAUUCCCAUAAAACAAUUGAUUUCAGCCUUUGGGUUAUUUUUGGGUUUAUUUUUCUCUGGGUUUGGGUGUGAUGUAAGAGGAAGAACUUUAGUUUUGUUUUGUUUUAAGUAACAUCGAUCCUUGCACACUCUAUGCAAAAAUUUUGUAAGCAUUGCAAUAAUGCUAUGAACUACAAGGAACUAUUUUAACUUUAUUACACUUUCUGUAUAAAAAAAUUUGUAUUUAAUAUUAU